Carassius gibelio (silver crucian carp) is the source of this 2803-nucleotide messenger RNA. RefSeq names its product matrix metallopeptidase 23bb (gene mmp23bb). Gene Ontology annotation, biological process: extracellular matrix organization; collagen catabolic process; proteolysis. The transcript is spliced from 8 exons. The record is from RefSeq and is a predicted model, not a curated record. Gene Ontology annotation, molecular function: zinc ion binding; metalloendopeptidase activity. Gene Ontology annotation, cellular component: extracellular matrix. Lineage: Eukaryota; Metazoa; Chordata; Actinopteri; Cypriniformes; Cyprinidae. The coding region runs from base 582 to 1709 and encodes 375 amino acids.
UAUUUUAGAUUUCGCUUUGUGUUUCCGCCGACACGCCACGCCCCCCCAAAAAACGCCAUGAAGCGCUGACAUUGUGACGUCACUCAGGUAACGUGACCACCUGGGCUACUGUGAACAUCGCUGUUCCAGAAUUUGGCAACUUGAAAUGUAUAAAUUAGCCUACCCUACCUUUAUUUCAUGUCAAUGUGAGGAAGAAAAGGUGUUUUUAUGUUCAAAUUUUCUUUCAUGUUUUUGCAUGCGUCGUGAAAACACAAGAUAGGCUGCAUUUUCGAUUAUCACGCUGCUCUGAGAUGGUAAAGGGAGUAGAUGAGGAGGAGGAGGACAUUAGACUGGAGCAGGGCGGCGCUUUGUGCUCCUGCGGGAUCCUUCCUGCACCCUAGAAAGAGCGAAAGUUCAGAGCAGAAGCAGAAGAGCACUAAACAAACCCGACUGCUAGUGUUAAACACAUUCAGCUGUCUGUCCUGCAGCGCGCGCCUGGAUGUGGCUAGUUGUGUGGAAAUACUUUCUUACUCAAGAACAUAUGGAUGAAGCUCAAAGUGGAAAGGAAUUGCCUUGAGGAAAGUUGUGUGAUUUAAUUAAAGAUGCUCUGGGUUUGUUCCUGCGCGCUCCUGCUGCUGCUGGAGAAUGCCGUGACCGCGCCUGCGUGGAGAAAAGCCACGGUGGCUAGUAUAGUAGUGAAUAAAGCGUGUGUGCAGACAGCAGCAGCUGUGGAAGAGAGAUCUCAUCCAGGUCAGGUCCGAUCCAAGCGCUAUGCCAUCAACCCACUGGGAUACAAGUGGGAGCAUUUCAACAUCACCUACAAGAUCACAAAGUUCCCCAACACACUGAAUAAAGAUGACACCCGCAAAGCUAUCAGCAUCGCCUUCACGAAAUGGAGCGAUGUUUCUCCUCUGACUUUCACUGAGAUCACCAACCCCAACAAAAGUGCUGACAUCACUAUAGGCUUCUACACGUACAAUCACACAGAUUGUUGGUGGUCUCCUCUGCACCCGUGUUUUGACGGGCUGAACGGUGAGCUGGCCCACGCCUUCCUUCCCCCACGAGGAGAGAUUCACUUUGACAACCAUGAAUUCUGGAUUCUGGGCAAAUCCCGCUUCAGCUGGAAACAAGGUGUGUGGCUGAAUGACCUGGUCCAGGUCGCUGCUCAUGAAAUCGGUCACGCUUUAGGCCUCUGGCAUUCACGGGACCCGAAUGCAUUGAUGCACCCUAAUGCAACGUACACGGGUCAGAGGAACAUCGCUCAAGAUGAUAUCUGGGGCAUCCAGCGCCUUUACGGAUGCAUGGACAAGAAGCGAGUGUGUGAUCCUUGGGCGCGCUUGGGUUUCUGUGAGAGGAGGCGGAGCUUCAUGAAGAAGAACUGCCCGCUGCGCUGUGACCUUUGCUACGAGCCUCUGGACGCUGUGUCUACACCGACUCCUCCUCCUGAAAAUGUGAAGAUCAAAACUGUGCCUCGUGGAAAAGUUGUGGGCUUCCGCUGUGGGACAAAAAACACCAGAGUGCCUCCAAAAGUCAGCUGGUAUAAAGACGGGGAGCAGUUGCUGACAUCCAUUCCUGGCUAUAUUGUAAUUAAGGAUCGAGACCUGCGGCUCGUGGCCAAUGAAUUCAAUGAAGGCACGUACACCUGCCGCAUCCAUCGGCGCGGUAAUGUCGUCUCUGCCAACUCAUGGGCCAUCCGGCUGAAGCCAGAACAGUCGUUCAACAACAGCUGAAGGAGCGAUGCUGAUGUACUGAUCUCACGCUCUACCUCCAGGGCUCUCCUCCGCUGCGGCACACACAGCUCAGAGUCAUAAUGACCGAGUCGGGGUUUCCAACCUUCAUAACGCUGAGAUCCAAGACAAUCUUUGGAAGGACCACCUGUUUUCUUAUGUACUUCGGCUGCAGUGAUGAAAAAGGUGCUUUUUUAUUAUAAGGUAAACAUCACUUCUGAGGUAUGAUAUUUGAUUUCGAAGAUGCUUAAAAAAUCUCUGAAGGUUAAAAACUAAUUGCAAAAAAAAUCUAAAUCUUCACAAUGCAUGUGAAGUCCCCAGUUUUUUAGUAUCCUUGACUUGAGUGUUUUUAAGGGCUGUUCACACCAUGGGACUAGAACAACAAUAACUGUUAGUUAAUAACUGUAAGACCACACCACAACUAUGAAAAUAACAACUGAAGUGAAAAAGUUUGUUUGUUUAGCACUUUGAAAAAAAAAUGUUUUAAAGCAGCUUUACAGAAAAAAAAAUUGUGAUGUUACUGUUUAUGGCGUCUUAUAUUCAGGCCUAAUAGUUGCAUUUAGCAGAUCACAGCUGGGCAAUUUUAUACAUAGAAAAAGAAGAAUAUCAAGCACUUUAGAUUUGUUACAUAGUACGUUUGUGGAUGAAGAUGGAUAUUACCAUUUAUAACUUUAUAAACAACUUUUAUAAACCCCUGUGGCUGUGGACACUCAUAUAAUAAUGGCUCGUGGUGUGAAUGGGCCUUUAGCAUGUUAACUGUAAAAUUAUUUUAGUUUAGAUUAAGUUGGUUUUGGUGGCCCUUGUUGAAGUUUACUGAAGUAAAGUAAAGUGCCCAAUUUGAAAAGCACUUCAAGGCAGGUGUGACUCUCAGAUAUGAGAAUAAGAGCUUAUAAAAAAUUCAUUCUAGAAAAAUUAAUUCAAGAAAGAACUAGUAAUAGAAAUGUGAAAGCAGAAAUGUAGCUUGAAAUAUGAAACAUCUGCAUCUGAUGUCAAGGCCAUUUAACUAUUCAACAGUGGUAGGUAAAUGUUAGUUGUUUUUUUAAAUUCAACUUUUUCUAAAAUCAUAUGUUAUUGGACAUUAAAGGUGCUGUAUUAUA